AUGGGAGAAGAGAUGACUCGGAUUAUGAUCGGAGUGAACGAGUCAAGCUUGAAGGGUUAUCCACAUCCUUCGAUCAGCAGCAAAGGUGCUUUCGAAUGGACGAUCAAGAAAAUUGUUCGGAACAAUGUUUCUUCUUUCAAUCUUCUUUUUCUUCAUGUUCAAGUUCCUGAUGAAGAUGGUUACGAGGACGUGGAUAGUAUCUAUGCAUCUAAUGAAGACUUUAAGAACAUGAAAGAGAAAGAAAGAGUUAGAGGGACUCAUCUGCUGGAAUACUUUGUCAGUAGGUGUAAUGAAAUUGGGGUGGCCUGUCAAGCAUGGAUUAAGCAGGGUGACCCCAGAGGUGUAAUAUUGAAUGAGGUGAAACGGCUACAUCCAGAUUUACUAGUUGUGGGAAGCAGAGGUCUCGGACCUUUCCAAAAGGUUUUUGUUGGCACUGUCAGUGAAUUUUGUUGGAAGCACGCUGAAUGCCCUGUCGUGACUAUCAAACGCAGUGCAGAUGAAACUCCGAGGGACCCUGUUGAUGACUAG
Messenger RNA from Lathyrus sativus (Indian pea), 528 nucleotides. NCBI's taxonomy places the organism in Eukaryota, Viridiplantae, Streptophyta, Magnoliopsida, Fabales, Fabaceae. The record is from the annotation of a GenBank genome assembly.